AAAAAUAAUACAUAUAUCCACAUUUUCUUCUUUGGAAGGUUAAACAAUGCCAGUGAACAGCUACAGAUGCAACAAAAAUUAUUAAUGCACCAGUCUCUAUUAAAUGGUAAUCAAAUGACAAUUGUUGAUACUAGUAAUAAUAGUAAUAUUGAGGGAAAUCGUGUUGUUUGUGGUCAAACAAUUCAAUUUAAUCCAAAUCCCCAAAUAAACGAACAAAUAGGGCAAAAUAUCUCUUGGCAAGUAAAUACCUCUUCUAAUGGAGCAAAUACUCCACAAGGGUUAAUAUUAUUGCAACAAACUGGAGGAGGAGGGGAAUUACCCCAACAAAUUGUUGGAAUUGGUCAAAUAAUUGGAGGAAAUGGAGGAAUAAUAAAUACUGGGGAUAAUGACAAUACAGGCCAAAUAAGUUAUGGAAGAGCGGAUAGUACACUUGGAGGGAUUGGGGUAAAUUGUGGAAAAAUAAAUGAAAUUGAAGGAGGAGGGAGUGGUGGAGUUAAUAUUAUAAUGAGUGAAAAUCCUUCUGGAAAGUUUAAUAAUAUCCAAAAUAGAGGGACUAUUCCAUCAAAAUUUUAUGGAAAUAAAAAAUCUGUUAAUGUUAUUGGUCAACAAUUAUUACAAGAAAGAGCUCAAAGUGAUGCUGCUGCCGUUGCAGCUGCUGCUGCUUCAAUAAGUGAAAAAUCUGCAAAUCCAUCAAACAAUAACAACGCUGGUGGUGUUACUAACAAUGCUGCAGCUGCUGCUGCGCAACUUUUACAUGGUGGAAUUGUUGGCUUUCAGAAUCAACUUCAAAUGAAUCAAUUGGCAGCACUUAUGGCUAAUCAGCAAAGCCAACAAAAUGCAAAACUUGCAAGUCUUUCUAAUACGGGAGUUGAUUCAUCAACUGAUUUGAGUUCAGGAAAUGUUGGAGCAGCAGGUAUUAUUAUUUUGUUAUCUGAAAAUAAUUUUUAUAGUCCAACAACUUCGUUCUUCUUCUCAACAAAAUACAACACAGCAACAAACACAAUUAACAGCAAUGCAACAAUUAUUGUUACAACAACAACAGCAGCAACAAUUAUCUGUUGUAAUUGCUGCCCAACAACAGCAGCAACAACAAGAACAGCAACAAACUGA
Meloidogyne enterolobii is the source of this 1110-nucleotide messenger RNA. NCBI's taxonomy places the organism in Eukaryota, Metazoa, Nematoda, Chromadorea, Rhabditida, Meloidogynidae. The record is from the annotation of a GenBank genome assembly.